Messenger RNA from Dibothriocephalus latus, 828 nucleotides. The record is from the annotation of a GenBank genome assembly. NCBI's taxonomy places the organism in Eukaryota, Metazoa, Platyhelminthes, Cestoda, Diphyllobothriidea, Diphyllobothriidae.
AUGUCUGCUUUAGAAGAGGAAGAGGCUCAGGCCUGCGUGAAGAAUGGUUUUUACGGAUGUUACCUUUUGGUAUCAGUUGGUUCACGGUGUAAAGGGAAGACCUACAUUGGAUUUACCGUCAAUCCAAACAGACGUAUUUUGCAGCAUAACGCCGGUCCUCAACAUGGAGGGGCCAAGUCAACCGCAGGAAAAGGUCCUUGGAUUAUGGCACUAAUUGUUCACGGCUUUCCAAGCGACAUAUCUGCCCUCCAGUUUGAGUGGGCGUGGCAAAAUCCAUAUCAAUCCCGGAGACUUUCUGCCAUCCCCCCACGUACAAAACGAGAAUCCCCAUUUGACUUCAGAUUUCGCAUUCUUUGUCACAUGCUGAACUCUCCACCAUGGCGACGGUUAGGCUUGACUGUACGUUGGGCAAAUCAAGAAUACAAACGAGAAUUUUCCCCCGAACUUGCGCCUCCAAUUCACAUGCCUGUUGCCUAUGGACCGAUUGAGACACCAAAGCCUUCCAACUCGUCUUUCUUGCCACCGCCAUCGAAGGCCGACCUUUUCUGCCAAUUGUGCCUCAAGCCCUUUGAUGAGUCGUCGGAUUUGGCCUCCUUGUCCCUCCACUGUCCUCUCGGAUGUCCCCAGGGUGUGUGGCACAUUGUCUGUCUGGCCAGGCACCUGACCUCGGAGGCGGCAAAACGGCCACUGUCGUCAGUCCCUGCUGUCGAGGAGGCUCCGCCCAAGCCGCAGCUUCUCCCCCUGGACGGCAUCUGCCCUGCCUGCGAAGCGGCUGAAUUCCUGUGGCCGGAGCUGUUAGCCAGUCAGCAGCCGGGAGUUUUCAAAUGA